This is a messenger RNA of Penicillium pulvis, 681 nucleotides long. RefSeq lists its product as uncharacterized. The transcript has a single exon. The record is from RefSeq and is a predicted model, not a curated record. Bases 1 to 681 code for a protein of 226 amino acids. Lineage: Eukaryota; Fungi; Ascomycota; Eurotiomycetes; Eurotiales; Aspergillaceae.
AUGAGCUCGUACUUCUCUUCCCUAACAUCCUCAUCCUCCAUAUCCAAUGUCAUCGGUUCGCGGCUUAACAGCCUCCGCCGCGCCAUCACCGUAGGCGACGAAGCGGACGACCCGGAAAACGAAGACUGCUCUCAUAUUUCCAACGCACUCCGCGCCUACUACAUCGAAAAGGGACGUCCAUUCCCUGCAUGGCUUCCUCCGGACCCAAAGGCGUCAUCGGCCUCAUCCUCCCGUGUCGUCGCGACCAGCCAGGGCCAGGUCCCCGCUGGUGCUAACUACGGCCGUGGAGGCGGUCUGGGUGAUCUGUGGGGUGACUCGGGUUCACCUCAACCUCCACCUGCACAAACAGCCAGUCUGCGCCGAGGUCGAGGCGCGGCCAGUGUUCCUCCACUUACGUCCAACAACAGCUCGUCCUCAGGCCCCGUGGGUUCGACUGGGUCGCCGCUCACACACGCCCAGACAACGCCUGUCAUUCCAGGCUCUCUUCAACCUGCUGGAGCUCGGCCCUUGCCUAGCCAGCGAGCUGGAUCAUAUCAGUCAAAUCAGACACGGAUGAACUCUGGUGGAUCAGGUGGUUCCGCGCAAGAACGGCUGCGGGCACGGUUGCAGGGAGGGCGGUCUCCUAGUCCUGCCAAUCUUGAUCCUAGUGUACGAAAGCCUGUGGGAGAACGCCGAUGGUAA